Molecule: messenger RNA, 3337 nt
Organism: Chara braunii
Lineage: Eukaryota; Viridiplantae; Streptophyta; Charophyceae; Charales; Characeae
Source: the annotation of a GenBank genome assembly
GAGAUCAGGUGGCUGCUGUCCAGCCGUGAAGCAACAACAGGUCCUGCAACAAUGGGAAGGCGAAAUCMGCAUCGCAGGCCGGAAAUGGACARCCAGURCAAGUUCCAUGGGUCAAGUUCGGCUUGACCGAGGCGGAGUACAAGGUCCGCGGCCGCUACGGCAGCUGCUAUUGGUGCAACAACACCAAGCACAAGACCUCCUUGUGCCAGGAUCAGGGGAAGGAGGAUGUGCGACCCCGCCUCAGCUCGGGAAACUAAGCUCCGCGGAAGGUGAGGCGACUCCACCUUCUACUCCGCCAGAUUCGGCCGCCUUGCUAGCGGCCUCCUGCACAUUUGGGGAGAACGCAAAUGUCGCAAGUUCGCGUUACACUUACGAGGACUAUGUUGUCCACUUGGUUCCACCGCUGGACCAACCGCUCCACGUGCAACAAUCCAUCGCAUGCACGGUUUCAUCACCAUCGGCAACCGAUUCGGCACCUUCGCCGCAAUCUAUCGCCGGGGAUUCAACGUCAUGGUCAAGACUUGAUGAGCUCGACCCGUUGACGUUCACGGACUUCCAGUGGAUGCCCGUUCCCUCGACCGGACGAUUGCCGAAACCGCAUUGCAAUGUGCUUAUGGCACAAUUGCGGGAUUACUUGCACACUGCAGUACCAGCUCCGUUGAUGGACGCCGAAGCAGAGGUUGUCGACCUUCACGCUUACAUCGCGAAGAUCGACCGCGAGUUCAAGACGCAACGCAGCAAGCCAACAGGCGUCGCGUACCAUGUCCCAUCCGCGCCGGUUUGGGUCUCCGCGGAAGAGUUUGCACUGGAACAGGAUGUUUCACGCAAACUGCUUCCCAAGUGGUUUGGACCUUGGUUUGUGACAGCAGCCGCGGGCGAUGAGCCCGAUGGCCCUUCAUUUGUGAUCCACAUUCCAGAGCAUUUGACGGUCCAUCCAGUCUUCCACGCCUCGAAGCUGGCAACAUACACGCCAACCAAGAGUGACGACUUUCCGGGCCGACGAUCGCAGGACCCUCCUUCUAUGGAUGGUCAUCAGGAAGUUGACCGCGUCAUCACCGAUCGCAAGUACGGCAGCAAGUCGCGGCAGUACAAAGUCACAUUCAAAGCAUGCGAUCGCGACGACACUCGGUGGAUUUCAGGCGCAGAUUUGAAAGCAUCCGCACCGCUGAUCUACGCGCAUUAUGAAAAGCGGAGGUUAGCUCAGGAAGCUUCACGACCAGCUCCUCCCACCCGGACUGUGGUCCCUCCCUCAGACAGACAGCUUCGCCCUCGCAGGGUGAUCCAGAGUGCGAACAUUCUCCUCGUUGAUAUUGAUAUUGUUGGUGGUGGUGGUGAUGGUGGUGCUGGUGGUGCUGGUGCUGGUGCUGGUGCUGGUGCUGGUGCUGGUGCUGGUGCUGGUGCUGGAGCUGGAGCUGGAGCUGGUGCUGGUGGUGGUGGUGGUGGUAAUAUUGUCAUGGUCAUUUGCGCUUUGCCUAUGAUGAAGCUGAUUCAGAAUUCAUAUGCCGAUGAGUGGAUUAAAUAUAACCUGAAAAGGCAGGACUACUUCCUGCAGAAGAGCAACAAGCCAGAUCCCGACAACGAGAGGAACUUACGAUACUUGGCACGAAAAGCGCCCAAGGCGAAGAAGCCAAUAAAGGAGCGCUUCAUUCUUUCAAGGUUCAGGAAUGUCCCAUUUAAAGUUGACGAUCGCCAGACCAUACCGCUGAAGAGGGACCGGUAAGGCUGUUGAUUGAUUGGCUGUUCAUUCGUCAUCACUGGUGGCAGUGAUUGCUGAUUGUUCAUUCGUCAUCACUGGUGGCAGUGAUUGCUGCUGCCACAGAGUGUAGUUAGUUAAGGGAGAUGUGGUCAGUCCCCCGGACAUAGAUAUCGACAUAGAAGAGAUUUAUCCCUUUCCAUUUCAUCCCAUUGCAUCCAAUUGAAUGCUGUCUAAGUUCUAACCCAUCAAGUCCCACCCAACCCUAAACCCUAAACUCAACGGUACUUUGUUCGGAGCAUUGUAAAGGUCCAAUGAUUCGAUCAAUUGUCCAGACUGUCAAAUCCAAUGUAUUGGUUGACGGAAGGCCAAGAGUUUUGUGAGAACGCUGACAAGUCAUUGAUCAUCGAUUUAUGGGUGAGUACCAAUGAUUGAUUGAUUGAUUGAUUGAUUGAUUGAUUGAUUGAUUGUUCCAUUGAUUGAUCGAUUGAUUGAUCGAUUGAUUGAUUGAGCGACCGAUUGAUUGAUUGAUUGAUUGAUUGAUUGAUUGAUUGAUUGAUUGGAGCUCAGUAAACACAGGAGAGGGUAGGCUUGUGUGCUAGAAAACAGAAAGCAAAAGUUUUGCGUGCACCGUGGAGUCUCUUUGCCAUUGUGAUGAUGCACCACUUCAAGCUGAUGAGUGAUGUGUUUGCUCUUGAGGCGCACUAGGGCAACUCCGCGAUGAGUUAGAGGUUCAGUUUCAGCCGUACUUGUACCUGGCGAGUGGCGGAAGAACAGCUGAUCAACAGUGGUGGGGGGGGGGGAGUUCAAAUCUUGUCUGAUGCAGUAAUGUAAGUGAGUGCCCACUUUUGAAGAAAAUAAAUAUUAAUUAACAACCAAAAAAUAUGAAUGCCCUGUGAUGCUGAAGCCGCUUCUUCUCUGGACAUGCUGCGUAUGUUUUCCUCUUCCUGUUCUUUGACAUAAAAACCAAGAAAUCAUGCGGCCUCCUCCUCCUCCUACUCCUUUUCUUCCUAGUCCUUAUCAAGUUGUUCUUCCUCUUCGUCAUGCUAUUUCUUUCUGUUCCUUUUCUGUGAAAUUCUUUGAGCAAACGAUACAUUAUCGGCGAUGCCCUCGUCCCCAACAACGGCCAUUUCAAGCUCUCCUCUUUCGAGUCAGUCAUUGCAGGGUCUAUGAAGGCGCUCGUGUGGUGAAAUUGGUUUACAGACCACAUUUGAGAUGUGGUGGUGCAUUGUGCCUUGUGGGUUCGAUCGAGUCCCUCUAACUAGCAUCAAGUGAACUCGGUUUUUUUUCUGGGAGGUUUUCGGUUUCUCCCCAGUACGGUUGGUACUGAUGCCCUAGCACCUGGUCUUAAUAUGUUCCGUAGGAUCGCUCUUCUCAGGUAAGAGGGUAGCUAUGACUCUUCAGGGUGUUGAGUCCCUCGGGAAAAUAUUCAUGCCCGUCAGUAUAGACACCGAGUCUGGACGGAAAAUUGUGAAACACUGAGUGAGGCGCACACUUCAUGACAGUUGUUGCACCCUUUCCAGGGUUUAUUAUCCUCUUCUGCACAGGAACAGACAGUGGUAGAUAUGCUUUUUUUGCCAUUUGGUAUAUUUUUUUGCCCUCAGAAAGCUUGGAUUGAUGAUGGAGUAAAGGUUUUGAGUCUUU